AUGGCGUGGCGGGUCGCCUUCUCCGCCGCCUCCAAGCAGGCGGCAAGGCAUCUUGCAAGGUAUCGAUGGGCAAACGUGAUCUACAAAGAGGUUGCUUCAGUUCCUUCUUUGGGAGCACCUGCUGCAAAUACUACUACAGGCACUGGUAGUGUGCUUAGGAACCUACAACAGAGGUACCGGUCAAGCCUCUCUGGUCAGACGAUACGGGGUGUGCACUCUGAUGCUGCUUCUCUUCGUAAAGAGAUUUACAGGAGUGAUCCGGAAAGAGUUAUACAUAACUUGAAAAGUCAUCCCUUGUUAAAUUCCAAUGCAGUCGCUAGAAAUACAACUACUGGCGCAGGCAGCGUGCUUAGAAAUCUACAACAGAGGUACCGAUCAAGUUUUGUCGGUCAGAGGAUACGGGGAAUGCACUCCAACACCGCUUCUCUUCCUAAAGAGUUUUAUAGGAGCGAUCCAGAAAGAGUUAUACGAAACUUCAAAAGACAGCCCUCGUUACAUUCCAACCCUUCAGCUCUCUCUGACUAUGUAAAAGCUGUUGUCGAUCUUGAAUUGGUAACACGAGGCAUUGGUAAUGCAGCAAUGGUGGAAGGAAGCCGUAGUGCUCUUCGUCAGCUGUCAAAAAGUGGUCUUCUUGGUACAGCCAGUGCACCUUUUUACGUAGUAGAGAAAGGUCGACUUAUGAAGCAGCUUUGGCGUACCAUCUCCGCCCUUACAGUUACUGGCUUUGCAAUCUAUGGUCUUAAGGUUGUGCUUAAUGAAUUCGAUGAGGAAGAAGGUAAAUUUGAUGGCUUGAAAGAAGUGGCUACAGAUUUAAGCACAAAAUUCAGUGAUGUAAAGGGGGUUGAUGAAGCCAAAGCUGAUCUCGAGGAAAUAGUUCACUACCUACGUGAUUCCAAGCGUUUCACGCGCCUUGGUGGCAAGCUUCCAAAGGGUGUUUUGCUAGUGGGUCCACCUGGCACAGGGAAGACCAUGUUAGCUAGGUCUGUGGCUGGCGAAGCCGGCGUUCCUUUUUUCUCUUGCAGUGGCAGUGAUUUCGAGGAGAUGUAUGUGGGUGUUGGUGCUAGGAGAGUGAGGGAGCUCUUCAGCGCAGCAAAGAAGCGAUCUCCUUGCAUAAUAUUCAUCGAUGAAAUCGAUGCAAUUGGUGGGCGCAGAAACUCUGAAGAACCAAAGUGGUCGAGGCAGACCCUGAACCAGCUGCUUGUUGAGAUGGAUGGCUUCAAGCAAAAUGAUGGGAUCAUCGUGGUCGCCGCGACCAACUUUGCGGAGUCGCUAGAUAGUGCCCUCGUCAGGCCUGGUCGUUUUGACCGUCUUAUUCAGGUUCCUAAUCCAGAUGUGGAGGGCCGACGGCAGAUCCUCGAGGCUCACAUGUCAAAGGUAUUGAAGGGCAAGGGUGUGGAUAUGAUGACCAUCGCAAAGGGUACCCCUGGGUUCUCAGGUGCAGACCUCGCAAACCUAGUGAACGAUGCUGCUCUCAAGGCUUCCAGGGAUGGCGCAAACGCUGUUGGGAUGGAUCACCUGGAAUACGCCAAGGACAGGAUCAUGAUGGGCAGCGAGCGCAAGUCUGCGGUGAUAUCUGAUCACUCCAGGAAGAUGACGGCAUACCACGAGGGAGGGCACGCCCUUGUUGCUAUCCUCACGGACGGCGCCGACCCUGUCCACAAGGCCACCAUUGUUCCCAGGGGAAAUGCUCUUGGCAUGGUGACGCAGUUGCCAGGGGAAGACGGCGAGCUCGAAAUCACGAGGAAGCAGAUGCUGGCGACGCUUGAUGUCCUCAUGGGUGGGCGGGUGGCUGAGGAGCUUAUAUUCGGAGAAGGCGGGGUCACCACCGGCGCCUUGUCUGAUCUAAGCAGCGCGACACAGUUGGCGACAGAUAUGGUCACCAAGUAUGGUAUGAGCAAGGAGGUCGGCCUCGUCUCCUAUGAUGAUGCGACCAUGAGCGGGCGAUGGUCACCACUGGUUGAGGAGGAGGUGAAAGCGUUACUGGACAAGGCUUACGAUAACGCAAAAACGAUUCUCACGAGACACAACAAGGAGCUCCAUGCGCUAGCCAACGCCCUCCUGAAGCAUGAAACUCUCACUGGUGACCAGAUCAAGAAACUAGUAUCGGCAGGUAGAUGGUUUUAG
This is a messenger RNA of Lolium rigidum, 2124 nucleotides long. RefSeq names its product ATP-dependent zinc metalloprotease FTSH 5, mitochondrial-like. The record is from RefSeq and is a predicted model, not a curated record. Gene Ontology annotation, molecular function: ATP hydrolysis activity; metalloendopeptidase activity; ATP binding. Lineage: Eukaryota; Viridiplantae; Streptophyta; Magnoliopsida; Poales; Poaceae. The coding region runs from base 1 to 2124 and encodes 707 amino acids. Gene Ontology annotation, cellular component: chloroplast thylakoid; membrane. The transcript is spliced from 7 exons. Gene Ontology annotation, biological process: proteolysis.